Messenger RNA from Coturnix japonica (Japanese quail), 1809 nucleotides. NCBI's taxonomy places the organism in Eukaryota, Metazoa, Chordata, Aves, Galliformes, Phasianidae. The record is from RefSeq and is a predicted model, not a curated record.
UAGGCUGCGGUUGGACUUGAUGAUCUUCAAGGUCUUUUCCAACCUGGGUAAAUCUAUGAUUCUAUGAUAUUGCCCAUGGCAGAGGUAGUGGUGAAGUCUGUGCCCUGUAUCUCCAUUGCUGAGCCUACUUUGCCUAGUUCUGUUGUGCUGUGUGCCCCCAUAGUGCACUCAGUAUAUAACUAUGUCCUGAAAACUUACCCAGUAAAGAUCGCAGCUGCAGACAGACUGUGCUCAGAAAAAAGGAAGCCCAAGUAAGCUAUUUGCCACUGACCUUUAAUUGCAAUGCCAAUGUUUGGCAAGCAAACAUUCAGAAGCACGCCAUUAAACAGGGAGGCACAGCUUUACCACAGUGAAUGCCAUCGAGGGGUGCAUCUGGGACAGGCCAACGACUUCCUUCUCUUCCUCUCCCUCUCCCAGUGGAGCAGCCUGUUGCAGCCACCACCUCUGCAGUUGGGCUGCCAGUAGCAACUGGUGUGAACUCAAUACAUGCCAGCUCCAGGGACCUGAUCCUGACCACGGACUGUGGCUGGGACACACUUACUGGGGAGUGUGCAGGAAAUGAAUUGGUGUUGGUCAGGUGCAGUAAUAGGUGCAGCAGUGGUGGGUAUUUUUCCCUCUGGAGUAGCCCAGAAUUAGCUGUGUUGGUCAGUUUAUAAUUAGCUAUUUGCACUGACAGGAUUCUUUUUCUGUUAGAUGUUUAUAGUUUUGUCUCUUCUUUUUUAAAUGUGAAAAAUAAUUGGUCUUAAAUAUAUACACACACGUAUAUUUAGAAUUACAUACACACCUUGAAAUAAUGAUCUAUAAAAAGGGAGAAUCCUUGCCAGGUGAACACUGCAGCAGAAAAGCCCGAGCCACAGGCAGGGCAGUGGUAAGCUUCCCUUUUCUGAAGCCACUCAAAGGUUAACCAGGGUCUGUAAGCAAACAGCUUAGAGAAGGAACACAGCUUAAUGCUGGGGAUGCCAGCCCCUCCUGAAGCCAGUGGCACGCACACAGGGGCAGCCCUUGCCCUCAGCAGCACAGCAGGGAGCCCUUUGGGGAUGGCUGGGACUGGGCUGAGACUGAGGGAAGUCGAAGGAGGGAGUGUUCCUCUAUUGCAGGCGUAGGAAGGCAGAUGUAUAUGCAUAAAAACCCUGGAAGCGGAGAGCUGUUGAACACACCCACUCUUCCAUUCACUUGGCAGUACUGGACUGCAGAACAGCAGAGCACAGCAUCGUACCGGUACAGAGGAGCUCUGCCCAUGGGCUGGCGGCUGCUGCUGCUACUUCUGCUGCAUGCAGUUUGGAAAGGUGCUCUGGGAAAAUCCCACUCACUCCACACCCGAGGAAUCAUUGAAUUGGCAGGUGCUAUAUCAUGCGGCACAGGACGGUCUCCCUUGGCAUAUAUUGGCUAUGGAUGUUACUGCGGACUGGGAGGACGAGGCUGGCCUAAGGAUGAAACUGACUGGUGCUGCCACAGGCACGACUGCUGCUACGACAAGGCAGAGAGAGAGGGCUGCAGUCCAAAGGUACAGCGCUACCAGUGGAUAUGCGAGAAGAAUGUUGUACGGUGCGAUAACCUGACGGACAAAUGUGAAAAAAUGUUGUGCCUGUGUGACCAAGAAGCAGCAAAGUGUUGGGGAGCAGCCCCUUACAACCCACAGUUCAUUCUCUGGCCAAACUUUCUAUGUGGGCAGACUCAUCCAACCUGCCAUUUCAAGUAUGGAGGAUCAGAAUAGUUGUGUUGUUUGUUUUUUUUUUUUAAGGAGCUUUCUUCUAAUCCUUUGAAUCUGAACACACUGGAAUAAAAUUAUACCUCUUUUCCCAAAGCUAA